CGCGAUCGCGUGAUCACACCGCCAGGUUUGCAACCACCACCGGCUUCGCACCGUCAAGAAAGAAUCCAUCUCGUCCAGGAAAUAUCUAUUGUUGGCCUUGUUGCCGGCAGGAAUAUAUCCCGACAGACGAAGAGCUUUGUUUUUGAGGACACACGCAAAUUCUCUGCCUAAGAGCGGCGUCAAGAAGAGAGCCAGCCGAUCUCCUGAUGUCAUCAUCCCAGAGCGAGGGAGCGAAAGACUUCCUCGAUAGGUUUGUCACCUUCGUCGCUGGCACCUACCGCAAUGACAAGUGCAUCAAGCUGCUGGGGUACUCCUUGUCUACGAUCGCUCAGAUUAUUCGAUACCGGAAUGGCGGAAAGGACACCCGAAGAUCAGAGGGUCUUAACCAGCUGUAUGGGGCCCUGUCCACAGCCCGCGUGAUUUUUCGGAUGCAGGGAACGGCUGAGGCCGUGUGGGAGCUAAAGCACCUGUCCGGCGCAGACGGGUGGGACGAUGUCAGGAUCCGACCGUUGGCGCGGCUGCAAGCCUUGACCAAUGUGUUUUACCACCCGAUGGAGGAAGUCGCUCUGGCGGGGGGCAUCGCACCGAAGCUCUUUCCGGUGGACCAGGCGUGGUGGUGGGCGAGAUCUGAUUGGGCAUGGCUUGCCUUCUGCAUCAUCGACAUGUACAUGAACGUGCUCAAGGGGAGAGAACUACGGAGGCGAGAGGAAGGCGUACGGAGAAAACUCAGGGAUUGUGCGGAAUCUGAGACCGCCGGGCUGCGACAAGCGCUGUCCCAGAUCGCCGCGAGCAAGAGGCAAGUGGCGUUGCAGCAAUUGCGGAUGGUGUUCUACCUUCCCAACGCCGUUCACUGGGCGUUCAUCAAACCUCCUGUGCACCCGCUAGUCGUGGCCGCGCUGGGCUUGGGGGAGGCAGCGGUUGGAGCGGUCCAGGCUUUCCCGCCUGCAAGUCGAUAG
Messenger RNA from Ectocarpus siliculosus, 956 nucleotides. The record is from the annotation of a GenBank genome assembly. Lineage: Eukaryota; Phaeophyceae; Ectocarpales; Ectocarpaceae.